GCGAUAAGAAAAGUUACCUUUGGGAAGAUGGUUAAGCGACUAAGUAAAGGGAAAGAAAAGAUAACAAAAUAAAGUACUGCGGAGGAAUUUUUUCCAUGCUGUGAGACGACGGAGUGAGAAGAGUGAAGGCGAUUGAGAGGGGCUCAGGGAAUUGUCCUCUGUGCAAGGGACUUUCUUUAGGCCCCAGGCCCCUGCCUGCCCCUAUCGUCAGCAGAGAGAUGGAAACCUUGAUGACUAGCUCCACCCUGCCACCCCUUUUUGCAGAUGAAGAUGGCUCUAAGGAGAGUAAUGAUCUGGCUACAACUGGGUUAACCCACCCAGAGGUUCCAUAUAGUGGUGGAGCCACAUCGUCCACCAACAAUCCAGAAUUUGUGGAGGAUCUCUCCCAGGGUCAGUUGCUUCAGAAUGAGGCCUCAAAUACAACAGAAGGCACUGAACAGAGGCAUGAAGAUGAGCAAAGAAGUAAGCGAGGAGGUUGGUCCAAAGGAAGAAAGAGGAAGAAACCUCUUCGAGACAGCAACGCACCCAAAUCCCCCCUUACAGGAUAUGUUCGGUUCAUGAACGAGCGUCGAGAACAGCUUCGAGCUAAGAGACCAGAAGUCCCAUUUCCAGAAAUCACAAGGAUGUUAGGCAAUGAAUGGAGUAAACUGCCUCCUGAGGAAAAACAGCGCUAUCUUGAUGAAGCAGACAGAGAUAAGGAGCGUUACAUGAAGGAACUGGAGCAGUAUCAGAAGACUGAGGCCUACAAGGUCUUCAGUAGGAAAACCCAGGACCGUCAGAAAGGCAAAUCUCAUAGGCAAGAUGCGGCCCGGCAGGCCACUCAUGAUCAUGAGAAAGAAACAGAGGUAAAGGAACGGUCUGUUUUUGACAUUCCUAUAUUUACAGAGGAAUUCCUGAACCACAGCAAAGCUCGGGAGGCAGAGCUCCGCCAGCUUCGGAAAUCCAACAUGGAGUUUGAGGAGAGGAAUGCAGCCCUGCAAAAGCACGUGGAGAGCAUGCGCACAGCAGUGGAGAAGCUGGAGGUGGAUGUGAUCCAGGAGCGGAGCCGCAACACCGUCUUACAGCAGCACCUGGAGACCCUGCGGCAGGUGCUGACCAGCAGCUUUGCCAGCAUGCCCUUGCCUGGAAGUGGAGAAACACCUACAGUGGACACCAUUGACUCAUAUAUGAACAGACUGCACAGUAUUAUUUUAGCUAAUCCCCAAGACAAUGAAAACUUCAUAGCUACAGUUCGAGAAGUUGUGAACAGGCUUGAUCGUUAGGGAAUGGUGAGUGCUCACUGAUGCAAUAUGUAUGUGCCAACACGUCAUCAAAAAUAAGAAGGCAGUAGACUUUCUCAAUGCUACAAAAACCCUGGCAUUACAUCAAAUAAAUGAGUUGGAGACUUGAUUAAAAUUACUGUUACAUGGUUACUAAAUGUAGUAAAUAAUGUUAGGAAAGAGUUCUUUCUCAUGCAUGCC
Molecule: messenger RNA, 1460 nt
Organism: Neomonachus schauinslandi (Hawaiian monk seal)
Lineage: Eukaryota; Metazoa; Chordata; Mammalia; Carnivora; Phocidae
Gene: HMG20A
Product: high mobility group 20A
Exons: 9
Coding region: 219-1262 (347 amino acids)
Biological process (GO): regulation of gene expression
Cellular component (GO): nucleus
Source: RefSeq, a predicted model, not a curated record